GCCAUGGCAAAGGAUGGUUUUCCAGCAUCUCCUAUGGGCCUGGUGGCAGCUCUGUGCUCCUGGGGUUCAGGGAUUUUCCCCAUCCCUCUGAGCUCUUGGCAAAGGGCGCUGCUGAUAAGGGGGGAUCCAGUGGCCUAUUGCACAAUACUCUGCCCCAGUGCACAGAUCCUCAUUUAUACUGGAACACAGGAAAACCGCAAGUGCUCCUGGAUGGGCUCAACCUGCCAGUCCACCUUUAUACAACUCCAGUUUCCCUCCCCAGGUUGCUGUUAGUGUCUUGGUGCCAGCAGUGUGAGCUGUCCCCUGUGUCCCCAUCCUGCCACACCAGAGGACACCAUGCUGACGGCUCUGAACAUCGCUGUGCUCUAUGUCCUGCUGUCCCCAGCCCUGAGCCAGCUGCCGACAGAUGCUGUCCUCCGCCUCAACAAAGGUGUUCUGAGUGAUGCUCUUGCAGGUUCCCUGCAACAAGGUGCAGUCCUACAAGGAGCCCUCGGAGAGUUGCCCAUCAGCAGGAUGCAUGGAAGCAGAGCACUGCAGGACAGCCACGGAGGGGGCCUCCUGGGUGGUGGGGGGCUGCUUGGUGGCCUGCUGGGUGGUGGGGGGCUGCUGGUUGGGCUGACAGGUGGUGGGGGGCUGGUUGGGGGACUGACGGGUGGCCUGCUAGGUGGAGGUGAGGGUGCUGAUCUCCUUGGUGGAGGGAGUGAUGCAGGUGAUGGUCUCCGUGGCAAUGGAGAUGCCUCCUGGAUGGAUCCCUAUAGCAGUCCCCCUCCCAGAAGCUGGUCUGUCCCCAGGGGGUCCCUUCCUAUGGAUGUGCCGGGUGCAGCAGAGGGGCAGGGGGCUCUGCUGGGUGAUGGAGGCCCCUCCGGCACAGCUGGUAUCCUUGGAGGAGGCUUGCUGGGUGUCCUUGGGGAUGGAGGCCUGCUCAGCACGGUGCAGGGGCUCACAGGGCUGAGGAUCGUGGAGCUGACACUGCCCAGGGUGUCCCUGCAUCUCCUGCCCGGCAUCGGCCUCCAUCUCAACCUCUACACACGGGUGGCACUCAAUGGCAGAAGCCUCCUGGGUCUGCUGGACAUCGCUGUGGAAGUGAAUGUCACCUCACGGGUCCGGCUGACUAUGGAUGGCACCAGCUACCCCAAACUGGUGGUGGAAAAAUGCAACACGCUCCUGGGAGGCAUUAAAGUCAGACUGCUGAGAGGCCUGCUCCCAAUUGUGGAUAAUUUACUGGCUGGUGUCCUGAAUAGACUUCUUCCUAAUCUGCUCUGCCCAGUAGUUGAUGUUGCCCUGGGACUUGUCAAUGAUCAACUGGGGCUGGUCAACUCACUGGUGCCACUGGGGUUGCUGGGCAGCAUCCAGUACACCGUGUCCAGCCUGCCGCUGGUGACCAGCCAGUUCCUUGAAGUAGACCUGAAUACUGUGGUCGGACGAGUAGCAGGAGGUCUGGUCGAUUACCCACUGGGAAGACCAGAAAGAGUCUCCACACCUCCAAGAGUCCCCAUGCCACCUCUGCCGCCGAUGCCAGACACCAGCUCCUCCCAGCUGGGCCUAUCUGUGAACGUCCUCAGCUCAGUGCUGGCUGCCUUGCAGAAGGAAGGAGCCCUGGACCUGGACAUCUCCAAUGACAUGUUUCCUGAGCUUCCACCACUGACAACGUGGACUCUUGGAGCCCUGGUUCCUGUGGUUCUUAAGGCGUACCCUGAGCCGUGUGACUUGCUGCUGAAAAUCACAGUUCCCAAAGCACCCGUGGUGACCUUCAAGAGAGAUAGAGCUGCCAUCCAGCUCAAGGCUACAGCAGAGGUGGUGGCCACACACUCAGCCGACGUGCAGAAGUUUCUCUGCCUUCUGGAUAUUGAUGCGUCUUUGCUGGCUCAGUUUGCUGUUGAGGCCAACAAACUGAAGAUCAGUGCCGGCCUUGAGAAAACUGAGCUCUCCUUGGUGUCUUCAUCCAUUGGUGAUUUUGAUGUCUCGCUGCUGGAGACGUUGAUCAACAAGGUCUUCAAUGCUGCCUUCCUGCCUGCCCUGAAUGCUGUGCUGGGCCAUGGGGUGCCUCUCCCACAUCUGCUGAACAUCGACUUCACCAACGCUGACAUCUACGUCAUUGAGGACCUCCUUGUGCUGUCGGCGUGAGCCACACGUUGCCCAGCUGCCCCCGGGAUGGGAGCCCAGCCUGAUGCUGCCCACCUGCACUUCCCUCUGCACCAAUGCGAGCAAACCAGCUCCUCCAUGAAAACAUCACAUCCUCCCUGCAUAGCUUUGAAUAUAGAAGGAAACAUGGGUGGUCACUGCCUCUGA
This is a messenger RNA of Coturnix japonica (Japanese quail), 2289 nucleotides long. It is a transcript of the gene BPIFB4, whose product is annotated as BPI fold containing family B member 4. NCBI's taxonomy places the organism in Eukaryota, Metazoa, Chordata, Aves, Galliformes, Phasianidae. Gene Ontology annotation, molecular function: lipid binding. The record is from RefSeq and is a predicted model, not a curated record.